AUGUAUUCAAAAGUAAUUGUUAUAUUAAUUGCGAUAAUCUGUGGACAUGACUCAGUGGACAGUCAGGCAAUAGACGUGGAGGUAGUGGUUGGUAAUGCAGGCAGUAAUGGCACGCAGAGUGAUGAUCAUAGGAACUGUACCCCUCCUGCCAUCACUAAUUUUCCUUACAUUUCACCCAAUCUAAGAAAAUCAGUGUUUAUGUCAGUUUUGGCUUCAUUUGUAAUAAUCUAUCUCUUCAUUGGAACCGCUCUUAUAUGUGAUGAAUACUUCGUGCCAUCACUGCAACUCAUUUGUGAUCACUUGAAAUUAGGUUUGGGUGGAUGGUUGGGUGGUUGGGUGGUUGGGUGGUUGGGUGCCACUACUUUUCUAUCAUAUAUUAUAUCAAAAGUCAUAGUAAAGUCGGACAUCGCUGGAUCCACUCUCAUGGCCGCCGGGUCUUCAGCCCCAGAAUUGUCCGCUUCUCUGUUAGGAGUAUUUGUGGCUAAAGAUGACAUUGGAGUGGGAACUGUUGUGGGAUCCGCUGUCUUUAACAUAGCCUUUGUCAUCAGUAUUUGUGCCCUUUUUGCCGGUCAUGUGGUUGUUAUCAAUUGGUGGCCAAUACUUCGCGACUCUUUCUUCUAUUUGAUUAGUAUUUGUGUCCUCUUUAUCGCAAUGUUUGACGGAAAGAUAUCACUCAUUGAAUCCAUUGUCUUUUUGGCCAUUUAUGUCAUUUACAUUUUAUUUAUGGCUUAUAAUAAACAAAUUUAUAACAAGUUUUAUCACAAAUUUCAUGGUUUGGUUAAUAUUUCACGCGAAUCUUCUGAUUCAGUCAUUUACAAGACAUUAUCUGAAGCGGAAACCUCUGAUGAAGUGGACAUAUCUAAUGCUAGUAUAGACAUUGGUGCCAAUGUUGACUACAAUACAAACUCAAUUGAUCAACAAUUGCACAUAACUUCAGAUAAGUGCCGACAAACGGAUACAUCGUUAGAAGACUCACAAUCAAAGGCCAAACUUGUGUGGAAUCUAUUGAUUAGACCAUUGAAUCUAAUUCAUUGGAUAACUGUUCCCAACUGUAGGGAUGAAAGCAAAAGGAAUUGCUUUGGAUUCACAUUCUUUAUGUCUUGCGUUUGGAUUUCUAUUUAUUCAUAUUUUAUCGUUUGGAUGAUUACUUUAAUUGGAUUUAAUUUACACAUUCCCGACACAGUCAUGGGUUUAGUUUUCAUAGCAUUUGGCGCCAGUAUUCCCGACGCUAUCGCCAGCCUUCUUGUGGUUCGUCAAGGGCUCGGAGAUAUGGCUGUGACUAAUGCUAUCGCCAGUAAUGUGUUUGAUAUAUUGGUUUGUUUGGGAGUUCCAUGGUUUAUAAAGACUGCUAUAGUUGAUCCAGGAUCUAAUGUAACCGUCCUUAGCAGAGGUUUGGAGUACUCGACAAUAUCCCUGCUCACAACUGUCGUAUUCUUCUUAGUAAUCACUCACUUGAACGGCUGGAAACUUACACCAAAAUACGGUCUUAUUUUAAUGGUAUGGUAUUUAGCCUUUAUUUCAAUGGCCAGUCUUUAUGAACUCAAUGUCUUUGGAUAUCUCAAUCCUCCCGUUUGUUUCAAUGACUAUUGAUUGCACGAGAAUCUCAUAUUAAUUUGAUUCAAUUGACAAUAUAUUGAGUACCAGUAUAUGUGGGCAGGUAUUCCAAUUAUGAUAAGUAGGUAUAUAUAUAUGCCUUUCUAAUUAUCUACCUUAAAUAAUCCAG
Oppiella nova is the source of this 1723-nucleotide messenger RNA. Lineage: Eukaryota; Metazoa; Arthropoda; Arachnida; Sarcoptiformes; Oppiidae. The record is from the annotation of a GenBank genome assembly.